Molecule: messenger RNA, 2820 nt
Organism: Apis mellifera (honey bee)
Lineage: Eukaryota; Metazoa; Arthropoda; Insecta; Hymenoptera; Apidae
Gene: GCS1
Product: mannosyl-oligosaccharide glucosidase GCS1
Exons: 4
Coding region: 158-2587 (809 amino acids)
Biological process (GO): protein N-linked glycosylation; oligosaccharide metabolic process
Cellular component (GO): endoplasmic reticulum membrane
Molecular function (GO): Glc3Man9GlcNAc2 oligosaccharide glucosidase activity
Source: RefSeq, a predicted model, not a curated record
UUUAAUAUAUGAUAAAACUCAUGGUCAAAUAUAACCUGUAAGAAUACAAAUGUAUCGAAUAUAACGAUGAAUUAAGAAUUAAUUUAUUGUUUAUUAUAUUAAUAGAAGUUUUGCUGUUAUAAUAAGAAAUAUUUUUUAUUAAUUGAGAAUAUAUAGAAUGGCAAAAAAUAAAAUACAAGAUAAAUUUACAAAAUUAAAAAAUAGAACUAUUAAUUCAAAAAAAGAAAGUAAAUUUAAGAUGUCUAUAUUGAAUAUUUCCAUUACAGUGUUAUGUAUUGCUAUUGCUACUUGGUUUAGUUAUAAAGGAUAUUUAGAAACAAGGGUAAAUACUCCAUAUGAUAUAAAAAAGUUAGUUACAAUCUCAGGACUGGAUAUCCCAGAUAGAUAUUGGGGUACUUAUCGAUCAGGAGUUUAUUUUGGAUUAAGAACUCGAGAUCCACAUUCUUUAAUAACAGGAUUAAUGUGGUAUUUUCCACAUUUGUUAAGGCAAGAUGGUAGUGGUCUUAGACAUUGGUGUGAACAAAAUGAUAAAUUAGAUAAAUAUGCAUGGAUGGAGCAUGAUGGAAAAACAUUUGGUAUUCAAGAAAUAGUGGAUAAUUCAGCUAUUUUAACUACUACAUUUAUUAAAACAUCUGGUGGUAAGCAUGGAGGAGAUUGGACAACAAGAAUUGCUGUAACUUCUAAGAAUCAGAUACAAAAUGGUGAAGAAAUAUCAUUACUUUUUUAUACUGCCAUGGAAGAAAAUGUUAAAGGAUGGAUUAAAGUUAAUUUAAGUGAUGAAAAACAACUAACAAGUAUUGAAGGAAAUACCCAAAAUUUGGGUUCAUUUACUAUAAAUCUUAAUAUGAUACAGGGAACUGUAGAAGAACACUCUUUUUUAGUAACAGUUGUCUCUGGCUUAAAUGUUUUGAAAGAAACUGUUCUUCAAAAUCUUAGAUUAGCAUCUCUCAAAGGAUCAUCAAAGAAAUACAUAGUUUUAGCAGGUGAACAAAUACCAUUAUCAGCAGAUGGAAAAAAAAAGGAUGCAAACUUUAUUGCAACACAAGUAACAGGAAGAAUUCCUUUUGAAAUUGAAAUUAGUUAUGAAUCAGGUAGUUUUAUUAAUAGGGUUGACAAAUUAACUGGUCAAAAUUAUGAUCGUGCUCUAGAAAUGCAUCGGCAAUUAUUUGACGAAAAAUUUGAAAAAGUCUUUAAAUUAAGAUCAAAAGGUUUCACAGAAGAAGAAAUUAAAUUUGCUAAAAUGGCAUUGUCAAAUAUGAUGGGUUCUAUAGGCUAUUUCUAUGGUAGUUCACAAGUACAAAGUCAAUAUACUAAAGGACCAGUGCCUUACUGGAAAGCACCUUUGUAUACUUCAGUACCUAGUAGAAGCUUUUUUCCACGAGGAUUUCUAUGGGAUGAAGGUUUUCACGGUUUACUUAUCUCAAUUUGGGAUUUAGAAAUUGAACUAGAUAUUAUAAAUCAUUGGUUUGAUUUAAUGAACAUAGAAGGUUGGAUUCCAAGAGAAAUGAUUUUAGGUCAAGAAGCUUUAGCUAAAGUUCCAGAAGAAUUUGUAACUCAAAUAAAUACAAAUGCGAAUCCACCUACGUUUUUUUUAACAUUACAUUUUAUACUUAAGCAUAAACAAGAAGAAGUAUUGAAAAAACAUUUUCAAUUUUUAUAUAAUUUGUAUCCUCGUCUUCAAGCAUGGUUUAAUUGGUUUAAUACCACACAAGCUGGAGAUAUAUCAAGUACAUAUAGAUGGCGAGGUAGAGAUGGAACAACCAAUAAAGAAUUAAAUCCUAAAACACUUACAUCUGGAUUUGAUGAUUAUCCAAGAGCUUCUCAUCCAAAUAUCGAUGAACGACAUGUUGAUUUACGUUGUUGGAUUGCAUUUGCUGCUAAUAUUAUGUAUCAGAUUAGUGAAAUAUUAAAUCAUCCAAGUAAUAAAUACCAAGAGACUUAUCAUUAUUUAUCUGAUAAUGAUUUAUUAAAUAAAUUACAUUUGUCGCCACAUACACAAACUUAUGCUGAUUUCGGAUUGCAUACAGAUAAAGUAUUUUUACGAAAAUCAUCUUCACCUUCAAGAUCACAUAUACAGCCAUCGGAAACAAUACGAAUUGUUAUGGAAGAUCCAACUUUAAGAUAUGUUGAUUCAUCAUUUGGAUAUGUUUCAUUAUUUCCAUUUAUUUUACAAAUUAUUAAUCCUAGAUCUCCGCAAUUAGGUAAAAUAUUACAAGAUUUAAUAAAUCCUGAUCUAUUGUGGACCAAAUAUGGUUUACGAUCACUUGCAAAGAUAUCACCAUUUUACAUGAAAUAUAAUACUGAACAUGAUGCUCCUUAUUGGAGAGGAGCUAUAUGGAUGAAUUUAAAUUAUUUAACAGUGAGAGCAGCAUAUUAUUAUUCCAAUAUUGAAGGACCAUAUAAAAAUGAAGCAAAAAAAAUUUACCAAAAUUUGAGAAAAAAUUUAAUACAAAAUGUUAUAAAACAGUAUAAAAAAUCUGGAUAUAUAUGGGAAAAUUAUGGUGAUAUUCAUGGAGAAGGUAAAAAUAGUCAUCCAUUCACUGGUUGGACAUCUCUAAUUGUAUUACUUAUGGCAGAAAUUUAUUAGUUAUAGAAUUGUAUUAUAAAUAAUUUCAUUUAUAUAUAUAUUAUUUUACUAGUAGUAAAAUUAAAAAAUAUUGCUGGGAAUAUUUUAUAUAAAUCAGGACUUAUAUAAAAUAAAUAUUACUAAUGUGAAUAUUGACUAUAUUAUGCAUACAAAUGUGAUAAUAUCUGUAAAUUAUUAUAAUCACUUAUGAAUAUUUUUUUGUAAUAAAUAAAAAAAUAUUUUGUAACACAAAA